GAGGAGAAGGGGACGACUUUGGAGGAGAUGCUGAAGGACAGGGGAGCCUGGUGUGCUGCAGUCCAUGGGGUCACAAAGAGUCCGACACGACUGAGCAAUCCAACAACAAUUUCAUCAUGUGGAUAUACUGCUGAUUAUUUGACUCUUGCAAGAUAUCUUGCUUACCUCAAUUCGUGACAAUUGUGAAUAAAUACCCUUCAGGACUCAUUGGCCUUUGAGGAUGUGGCUGUAAACUUCACCCUGGAUGAGUGGGUUUUACUGGAUUCCUCACAGAGGAAGCUCUACAGAGACGUGAUGCGGGAAAACUUCAGGAAUGUAGUCUCAGUAGAAGCAAAACAGGAAGACCAUGACAUUGAAGAUCAGGACAAAAACCAGGAGAGAAAAUUACGAAAUCCCAAAGCAGAGAGACACUCUGAAAAGAAAGACAUUAAUUCCUCUGAAGAAAGCUUCAACCUUAUUCCAACUCCCAAUGUGAAGAGAACUCGUGAUAUAAAACCAUGGGAAUGCAGAGCAUGUGGGAAAGUCUUCAUGUAUCAUUCAUCCCUUACUAGACACAUGAAAUGUCACAUUGAAAACAGAUCAGGAGAUCGCCGAAAGUACCGUGAGAAGGUAUAUAAAUGUAAAGAAUGUGGAAUAGCAUUCAUUUUCCCUAGUGCUCUGAAGACCCAUGAAAGGAGUCACACAGGGGAGAAACCCUAUGAAUGUAAGGAAUGUGGCAAAGCCUUCACGUGGCACACAACUUUUCGAAAACACAUGGGAACACACACUGGAGAUUUACCUUACAAGUGUCAGAAAUGUGAGAAAGCAUUCAUUUAUCCCAGUCACCUACGAAUGCAUGAAAGCACUCAUAAAGGACAUAAACCUUAUAAAUGUACAGAAUGUGGGAAAACCUUUGAAAGUCCUGAAACUAUUGAAAUACAUGAAAGGAUUCACAGGGGAGAGAAACCUUAUGAAUGUAAGCAGUGUGGUAAAGCUUUCAAACGUUUGAGGUCCUUCCAGGCACACAAAAGACAUCACACAGGAGAAACACCGUUUGUAUGUAAAACAUGCUCUAAAGUAUUGAAUACUGCCUGGUCGCUACGAAAUCAUGAAAGAAUCCACACUGGAGAAAAACCAUACAAGUGUAAGGAAUGUGGGAAAGCCUUCUUAUUAAAUGUAACCCUUCAGAAACACAUGAUAACACACACUGGGGAUGGACCUUAUAAAUGUAAAGAAUGUGAGAGAGUAUUCAUUCAUCCCAGUUCUUUUAAAGUACAUGAAAGGAGUCACACUGGAGAGAAACCAUAUCAAUGUGACCAGUGUGGUAAAUGGUACCGGUAUCCAUCAUUUUUAAAAAUACAUCGAAGGACCCAUAGUUGACAGGGGGGACACUUUGAAUGUAUGGGAAUAAAAUGGGAAUGAAAUGUAUGGGAAUGGGAAAUGAAAGGGAAAUGUUCUGUUCCACUUACGUUGACACGCAUGAAAGAAUUCACACUGGACAGAAACCUGUCAAUUUGAUGGAAAUGUCAGGAAUCUUCCAUUUGUGUCUCAGUCAUUCAAAGACCCACGAGACUACACGCUGGACAGAAAUCAUAUAAAAUGUGAAGAAUGUGGAAAAGGCUUUUCCGAUCUUAGUAGUUUCUGGAACCAUAAAAGGAUUUACUAGGUAAAACCUUGUUUGUAAACAGCCUCAAAUACUUCAAUUGGCUGAUAUCAUUAUAUGGAAAACUCCCAUGGAGAAGAUGUGUAAAUGUAAAUAACAUGAGAUAAAUUGAUGGAAAGUAAUCCAUGCUUAAUGUUCCAGAAAACCUUCAGCAUGAAAGAGUUGUUUUAUUUUUAUUUAUUAGUAUUUUCUUUUGACCUCAGCUUGGGACAUGUAGGAUCUUAGUUCCCCAACCAGUGAUGGAAGCCUUGCCCCUGCAGUGGAGGCACAUUGUCUUAACCACUGGACCGCUGGGGAAGUCCCAAAGGAAUUGUUUUAAAAAUUUUAAAAAUUUAUAAAUGCAUUGUGUUUUCUAAAGAUCUUCCUUCAAGUUUAACCUUAAAUGGUGGAUUUCUACUCAUUUCAGAAAGGAAUGUUAAUGUCAGUUGUUUCUGUAAGUUAUCUUUCAACCACAGUACAUGAGGUUUAAAGGUAGUAAUUUUUCGUUUACUCAGAUAGUGAUUUUUUUUUUCCUCUUUGGAUGUAAUAGAAAAGGAUAACUUUGUUUCUUUGCUAGGCAAAGGGGGCCACAGUGGGCUAAUGCCCUCAAAACCAUGUGUUCUUGGGGAAGAGAGUGAGAAAGUUUUAUAAUAAUUGUUCAAAGAGGUUCACUUCAUGGACAUUCUUCUGAUGGGGGUGGAUGGUGAGGCAAGUUGGAGUCAGCAUCAUCAACCUGAGGUCCAGCUGGUCUGGGGUCUGCCUGUUUGUGGGCAGCAUACCCUCCUUAAUCAUUAACUUCUCCCACCUGAGGGAGUUUCAGUUUCUGCAAAAUAACUCAAAGAUAUUGUUGUGUGUGUUCAUUGAUGGGGAAUCAGGACCUUGCCCCAAGUCUGCUCUUGACGCUUUCUCCCUGUUCUUGCACCCCCUCCCUUCCCUGAUUAACAGCUGCUUGCCUCAGCCCACUGGAACUCAGGGAAGCUCAUGGAAGCUGAGUGAAGGCUGUUUCCUGCAGUCAGAGAGAGGGACACAGAAAGGCCUUGUCCCCAGGAGCCCCACAGGGUCUGGCUCAGUAUCACUGUGGCAGUUCCUAGAUGUAUAACCUAUUAUAUACAUUGUACCCUUUUUUAUGGGUUUCCUUGGUAGCUCAACUUAUAAAGAAUCUGCCUGCAAUGCAGGAAACCCCUGUUCAGUUCCUGGGUCAGGGAGAUCCCCUGGAGAAAGGAUAAGCUGUCUACUCCAGUAUUCUUGGGCUUCCCUGGUGGCUCAGACAGUCAAGAAUCCGCCUGCAAUGCAGGAGACCUGGGUUCCCUCCAUAGGUUGGGGUGAUCCCCUGGAGGAGGGCGUGGCAACCCUCUCCAGUUGGUGGUGAGUAUAGGAGCCUUUUUCCAUUUCCAUUCUAUUAAUCACUUGGAAUUAAUAUCAUGUAUGGCUAGGAUGUCAAACAGUAUACUACUAGCUAAAUUAUGAUUUUUCCUAUUUGUUUUUUCUAUUUCUGGCUAAUUGAACAGACUGCUUGUUUGCAUGUGUGUGUGGUUGCUCAGUCAUAUCUCUUUGCAACCUUUUGGAUUGUAGCCCACCAGGUUCCUCUGUC
Molecule: messenger RNA, 3212 nt
Organism: Cervus elaphus (red deer)
Lineage: Eukaryota; Metazoa; Chordata; Mammalia; Artiodactyla; Cervidae
Product: zinc finger protein 709-like
Exons: 4
Coding region: 295-1359 (354 amino acids)
Biological process (GO): regulation of cytokine production; regulation of immune system process; negative regulation of transcription by RNA polymerase II
Molecular function (GO): DNA-binding transcription repressor activity, RNA polymerase II-specific
Source: RefSeq, a predicted model, not a curated record